AUGGUCACCCUGUUGCACUGUGACACCUUGAAGCAUAUCUACCCAGCCUUUUUCAAAGCCACGAGCCACCCAGACAUCACCCUAAGCAUCUUUGUGGCUGGUUACUUUCAGGCUGUGACACAGGGGUUGCUUUCGGCGGUUUGGGAACCCAGUUAUUUCUGCAAGAAGCAAGGCUUUUCACGCCUGAUCACAGGGACCCCCUCUGCUCAAACAGCAGCCAUUAGAAUGUUCCAAAAAACUGGCUUUGUUCAGACAUCCUGCCACAAUUGCACUCUAAAUGUUAAAUACCGGCUCUUCAGAAUUGCCAAAAUUACUAUACUUUGA
This is a messenger RNA of Trichomycterus rosablanca, 324 nucleotides long. RefSeq lists its product as uncharacterized. The record is from RefSeq and is a predicted model, not a curated record. NCBI's taxonomy places the organism in Eukaryota, Metazoa, Chordata, Actinopteri, Siluriformes, Trichomycteridae.